GGUUGAGGGUGAGGAAACCUGGGAGCUGAAGCUUCCUCCCUUCCCAGGCUUAGGAGUGCCGAAGGUGGGUCUCUCACUGCAGGGUGCUGGGGUCGCUCCCCGUACCCAGCCCCAGGGAGGGGAAGGACCGGGAACCGGGAAUGUGUGGCAGAGGCUCACUCUGCCAGGAGGAGAUGUUAGGGUAUGCGGGUGGGGUGGGGGCCUGAGGGGUGGCUUGGAGCCCUGGCAGUGGCUGCCUGACGUCACCGGCCUCUCUGGCAAUAGGCUGCGAGCUGAGCUCCCCGAAGCGGCGGCGGCGGCAGCAGCGAGGCUUGGUCUCUGGCCCCUUCACUCCGCGCCUUCUGCAGCCGCCACUGCAGCCGCGCGGCGGGGGCUCCCUCCCUGCAGCCAGCUGGUGGCCCCAGCCUGGUGCCUUGGGAGAGGAAAAGGGCGCGCGGACACGCGUUCCAGGCGGGGCCAGAGAGGAUCUCCUGGGCACCGCUCGCUUCCUGGCCGGCUUGCUUGUCCGCGGUUGCUCUCUCCGUCCUUCGCUCGCGCGUGCAUCCCCUCCCGCACCAGGGAGUAGUUUUGGGUGGCGUGGGCUCGUCCUCUUCUUUCCUGGUGGGAACGGUUGCCCAAGAGAGGAAGUCUGGUGGGCCCGGCCCCUCCCAGCCCAGCGCCGAUGAGUGCCAGGGCGCCCAAGGAGCUGAGGCUGGCGCUGCCGCCGUGUCUCCUCAACCGGACCUUUGCUUCCCCCAACGCCAGCGGCAGUGGCAACGCGAGCGCCCGUGGCCCGGGCGCGGGUGGCAGCGGUGGCGGCACCUGCAUCACGCAGGUGGGACAGCAGCUCUUCCAGUCCUUCUCCUCCACGCUGGUGCUGAUUGUCCUGGUCACCCUUAUCUUCUGCCUCAUCGUGCUGUCCCUCUCCACCUUCCACAUCCACAAGCGGAGGAUGAAGAAGCGGAAGAUGCAGCGGGCGCAGGAGGAGUACGAGCGGGAUCACUGCAGCAGCAACCGUGGCGGCCGGGGGCUACCCCCCGCGGGCGGCCAGGCUCCCACCCACGCGAAAGAAACCCGGCUGGAGAGGCAGCCCCGGGACUUGGCCUUCUGCGCCCCCUCCAACGCCUCCUCUUCGUCUUCGUCCCCUGGCCUUCCGCGCCAGGGUCCCUGUGCCGCUCCACCUCCCCCGCCGGCCCCCAGUCCGCAAGGAGCACACGCGGCCUCCUCCUGUUUGGACACAGCUGGCGAGGGCCUUUUGCAAACGGUGGUCCUGUCCUGAUUGUUUAGCCCCCGCCUUCCCCUUCCUCAUUUCCAGCAUCUUUGCCGUCCUUGCUUUUUUCCCCCCCUCCAUCUUUCUUCUUCCACUUUUCCCUGCACCCCCCUUCUUUCCCUGUCUGCUCUCCCCUUACUCUGUUCCUCCUCCGCCGAGGCACUGUGCGGCAUUUGUAAAUACUGGGCGAGGAAAGUCUCGAAGAAGAAAUAACGCUGAUAAUACUUUAUUAUUAAUAUUUAUAGUAAUUAUAUACUAAUAACACAAUCCAAGCGCAUGACAAAUCACCUAAUUUCUCAUUGUUGAUGAAGGAUGCGUCUUCCCUCUCCACCCUGCACCCUCCCCCCUACAAUAAGGAGAAGAAACCGCACAAGCUACCAAAUAUUUUUAAAAAGGCGUUGAUUCCUGGAGCAAAGGGAAUGGAGGGGGCCCGGUGUGUUGUACAUAGCUGUCAAGUUAAGGUUCACUUACCUUCCCUCCUCCCAAGCUUUCACUUUUCCUUCAGCUUCCCUCCCUUCCCCAUACCCACCCUCCGCUGGGCUCAGGCAAUACUAUAUUAUAAAGAAAACGUCUACAUUAAGCACCAGAACUACAAGAGGCCACAGAGACAGUCCCAGAAAAAUGUGUGUGACAUGUACCCAUCUCUGGCCAGUCCUCUUCCUCAGCCCUUAGUUAACCAUUCCCCUUUCUAGGACCAGGCAUUUAAAUUUACUUUCAGAAAUGUCCCUCGCUGGCUGAAAAUCUUUAAAUGAGUUGAAAGAAGAGAAAGAAAGAAUGAAAGAACAAAAAAAAAAAAAAAAGAAAGAAAAGAAAAGAAA
Molecule: messenger RNA, 2067 nt
Organism: Mustela erminea (ermine)
Lineage: Eukaryota; Metazoa; Chordata; Mammalia; Carnivora; Mustelidae
Gene: C9H11orf87
Product: chromosome 9 C11orf87 homolog
Exons: 2
Coding region: 662-1258 (198 amino acids)
Source: RefSeq, a predicted model, not a curated record